This is a messenger RNA of Trichechus manatus latirostris (Florida manatee), 6386 nucleotides long. It is a transcript of the gene OTUD1, whose product is annotated as OTU deubiquitinase 1. The record is from RefSeq and is a predicted model, not a curated record. Gene Ontology annotation, molecular function: cysteine-type deubiquitinase activity. The transcript has 2 exons. Gene Ontology annotation, biological process: protein K63-linked deubiquitination. Bases 375 to 1802 code for a protein of 475 amino acids. Lineage: Eukaryota; Metazoa; Chordata; Mammalia; Sirenia; Trichechidae.
CGGGACUCGCUCUAGUCGGGCGGGCGGCUUCCUCCGACAGUCUCCAGCGCCCGCCGCAGGCCAGAGCAAGGGGAGCGGGCACUGUGCCCCGGGUCUGCGGGCUGAGUGCGCCGGCAGGGGUCGAGCGCGCGUCGUCUCCCCGCCCCCACCGCACGCUGUGGCGCAGCAGGAAUUUGGCGUGGAGCUGGGCGCUAUUUGCGGUUCUUGACGCUCUGCAGGAGGCUGCUGGUGGCCCUUCGGUCAUUUCUAUUCUAGGGGCACUGGGUCAUAGCUCUUGGCCGGCAGCGGCCGGCCCCCUCCCCCAAGCCCGUAGGGUGUGUCCCCCACACGGGGGCUCGCCGCGCCUAUAAGGGGGUUGAGCGGCGGGCAGGGACAUGCAGCUCUACAGCAGCGUCUGCACCCACUACCCAGCCGGGGGACCGGGUCCCACGGCCGCAGCACCCGCUGCACCCGCCGCCGCCGCACCCUUCAAGGUCUCCCUGCAGCCUUCAGGAUCCGCCAGCAGCGCGCCUGAACCCGAUACCGGUGAGUGCCAGCCCGCCGCGGCCGCUGAGCCCACGGAAGCUUCCUCCGCCGCCAAGAUGCCCGCCUUCUCCUCCUGCUUCGAGAUGGUGUCCGGGGCCGCCGCCCCCGCUUCGGCCGUCGUCGCCAGCCCGGCCAUCGGGUCCUGCAAGCCGCCACUGCCGCCGCACUACACGUCUACGGCGCAGAUCACCGUGCGGGCCCUCGGCGCCGACAGGCUGCUUCUGCACGGGCCCGAGCCCGGCGCCACGGCGCCCACCGCCGCGCAGCGCGGCCGCUGCCUUCUACUGGCCCCGACGCCCGGCGCCCCGGUCCCGCCGCGGCGGGGUUCUUCCGCCUGGCUGCUGGGGGAGCUCCUGAGGCCCGACGGCCCCGAGCCUGCAGGCCUGGAGGCGGCCCGGCACGGGCCGGAGAGAAACUUCCGACUGAGCGAGCACCGCCAGGCCCUGGCCGCCGCCAAGCACCGAGGCCCCGGGCCGCCCCCGGGGAGCUCGGAGCCUAGCCCCGGCUCGUGGAGCGAGGACCACUCGGCAGAGAGGAGCCCCCGGGGCUGGGAGAGGGGUGGCGACCCUGCAGGCGCAGACGAGGCGCGGCGGCUCGAUCUGGAGGCCGAGGCGCCCCCCACGAGGAGUGGCGAGGCCGCCUCGAGAAGCGCGGCGGAGUCGGGGAUCGUCUCCAGGUCGGAUCCCAGAGACGAGAAACUGGCCCUGUACCUGGCGGAGGUGGAGAAGCAGGACAAGUACCUGAGACAGAGGAAUAAGUACCGAUUUCACAUCAUUCCCGACGGCAAUUGCCUCUACCGAGCGGUCAGCAAGACGGUGUACGGAAACCAGAGCCUCCACCGAGAGCUGAGGGAACAGACGGUGCACUACAUCGCUGAUCAUCUCGACCACUUUAGCCCCCUGAUCGAGGGGGACGUGGGGGAGUUUAUCAUCGCUGCUGCUCAAGAUGGGGCAUGGGCCGGGUACCCUGAAUUGCUGGCGAUGGGGCAGAUGCUGAAUGUGAAUAUACAUUUAACUACAGGAGGGAGAUUGGAGAGUCCCACCGUGUCUACCAUGAUCCACUAUUUGGGCCCUGAGGAUUCCCUUAGGCCUAGUAUUUGGCUCAGUUGGCUCAGUAAUGGACACUAUGAUGCGGUAUUUGAUCACUCAUACCCUAACCCGGAGUAUGACAGUUGGUGCAAACAAACUCAAGUGCAAAGAAAACGCGAUGAAGAGCUUGCCAAAUCCAUGGCAAUAUCCCUAUCCAAAAUGUAUAUUGAACAAAAUGCAUGCUCUUGAAAUGUUUGGAGACCAACACCCUGGGGAAAAUUACAUAAAUAACUUCUGAUUGGAGAAUUACACGAACUGAAAUCAGGGUUGUCAGUGGGUGGCGCAAGUGGCUUGUAAUAGACUGCUAACCUAAAAGUUGGUGGUUCAAACCGACCCACCGGCACCGUGGAAGAAAGGCCUACUGAUCAGCUUUCAAAAAAAUCACAGCCAAGAAGACCCUAUGGAGCAGUUCCCGUAACACAUGGGGUUGCCAUGAGUCUCAAUAGACUCGAUGUCAACAGGGCAACAGGUUUCAUAUUUUUUUGUUUUAUUACAGUGUCAGUCACUAUUCUCAAAGAGGCACUGAGAAACUAGAUGGCAUUUAAUUCAGUUUCAUUCCCCAAAUCUACUAAGUUCAACAGCCAUGGACUAUGUCAUGUUGCCUAUUGAAUACCUGGGUUCCAGUGCAGUACCUAGCAGAGUAGGUGCUCAGUAAAUAUAUUUAUUGAAUGGAGAAAUGAAUUGGAGGGAAAUGUGAGUUUUAGGAAAUAUUUGGUUGGUGGAUAUGAAAUUAACAAUGAUUUGACUCAAAGUACUGGGAGUUAUCACUGAUAAAGUAAUUCUGAGCAUUUUAAAGAGAAAUAGGGUUAUAAGAAGAUGUUAAAAGUAUUGAAUUCUAUAGUGGACAAAAUAGUUUUUGAAACCAAAAAUGAGGAUUUAUUGAUUUUAUCUUUGUGUCAUCUUUCAAACCUUGAGAAACUGAACAAAGAGAAAUUACUUCAAAAUAGAACUUCCAUUCAUCUGAAGUGAUUUAGAAGGUGUUGCCUUGUCCACCAGAGGUGUUGCUCUGGCUUAUGUUUAGGAGUUACACCUCUCCCAAGUCCAGUCUAUAGCAAUUCCUAGUUUAGCUAUAUUUUCUUUCUGUAGUCAUUUGAAAAGGAAAUGUUGGGCAGAUUUCAAGCAUACUUCGGACUGCUGUGUCUAGUAGCUACUGACUGCAUGCUUAUUCGAUCAGUCAGUGGAGCCUGGGCAAGUAGCAUGAAUCGGAUCAAAACAGACCCACUGGGGGAAAAAAAAUCAGUGUAUUUCCUGCUACUGUAAAUUGGGUCGUGACAAUUAUCCUACGAGUAAAGCUCAGAGAGUUCAUUCCCAUCAGAUUACUUGUAGUAAAACCUUAUCUAGGCUUGUUUCAGACAAUGAAUUUUCUAAUAAUUGAACAGACCAUUUAUGUGUAAAAUAUAAAAACAAUAAGUUCUUUUGAUAGAAUUGUUUAUGGUACACGUAUGUGUUAGCCUUUGUAAACUAACUGAAUGUAAUUUAAUCUUCCCGUAAUGACUUAAAACUCUCAUGAAGGAGUGGGAGGAGUCCCUGGGUGGUAUAAAUGGUUACUUCGCUUGGCUGCUAACCAAAAGGUUGGAGAUUCAAGUCUACCCAGAGGCACCUUGGAAGAAAGGCCUGGCAGAUUGAUUCCACAACUGGUUUGGCUUUUUCGAUGGAGUGUGAACGAUUCGGGAGCGUGGGGAGAUCUUUGAGGUGUGGCAAUCUGUUGGUACUUUAAAGGUUCUCAGAGCACUGGGGCUUUUGUAGGUGAUGUAUACAUUCCCUUACAUUCUGAUUGCUCUUUUUCACCAUUGUCACCUUCCAGCCCUAAUACUCCAUUAUGAUUUCCUAUGUUCAAUUAGAGAAACCAACAAAUAUGUUUGUUAGAAUUGACUCUAAAAUGAGUUUCUAAUUUCGAACUGGGGUGCUCUGCUAUGAGUAAUAUACUUAAGCUUUAGUUUUUGAUCACACAGAAAGCUUUUUUGCUUUCUUCUUUGUGUUCUUUUUUUGCAUUCUUUGGUGGUGUCCUGGAAAUACUGAAUUUGUCAGAUUAAGGCUCUGCUGAAUGUGUGUAGUGGCAUAUUAGAAAAAACAAAAAACGAAACUUUUGAGGUUAGCUAUCCUAAUCUUCAAAAUUGGGGCUGAUUUGUCAUUGCUUGGUUGAUAUUUUCCUUCCUCUCUACAUAUGUAACCCAUUUUGGUAUCUACCUACCAUUGUAUUCCUUUUGUUUCUGCAUUUUUAUAUUUAGUUUUCUGGUCCACAAAGCUGUGCUAAUUAUGAGGUAAGUAAAUUUCAGGUCUUCAGUGAAGAUCCAAAUCACAGUGUACAUGAACAGGUUGAGUACAGAUACAACAGCUUUAAUUUGAAGUUCCUCUCCCUAAUACUUGUUUAAUAUAUGUAUAUUAUGCUUACAAUGGUAAAUAAGCCAAUCUUCCUCAUCAUGGCCUUCCAUUUCCAUGAGGGCAAAAUAUUUUUUCUCAUAUUGUGUAGAAUGGGUGGAUAGAUUGAGUGGGCACCCUGCAUUAAUGUACUGACAAGUAGAACUUAAACAAUUUUAAAAAACGAAAAGAUGAAUUAAUUCCAAUAGGCAAUGUGUGCUUUAUAUUUUAAGGGAGUGGAGGUAAGGGGGGAAAAACAGCCCACAGCAUUUUAUAGUCUGUUGUACUGGAAUGAUUUUAGCAAGUGAUGAUUAGAUUGGCAAUGUAUAGAGAUAGUCCCAAUGAUGUAAUGCUUGCGGUAACGAUUGUGUCUAAACAAAUAUUUCACUUAGAUUAGAAGUUCCCUGAAUAAUUUUAGGGAUAGGCAGUGUGGUUGCAUUUCUUAGCUUAUCAUGGUAUAGAAAGGUGGUAUGCAGAACAGUUAACUGUGAAGGGGAUGUAUACCAAUGUGCCAUGUAACACCUGUGGAGCCAGUUUGUAAAACAAAUAAGGUUUUCAGUUCUAAUGACAAACAAGAAACAUUCACACUAUUUGUUUCUUACAGUGCAAUAUUAGGUAUACUGGUGAUGUAACAGCAAUGAAAAAAGAAGGAAAUGGCACAAGGUCAGUAGAAGAAUACAGUCAGGAAAUCCUUAGUUACCUGUCACUUCGCUGCCUUUGCCAUUUGCUGAAAAGUGCCAGACCUAAAGGGGGUAAACAGUGUAGGUUUUUACUUUAAAUCUAUAAACAGCAGAUGCUUGAAACAGAAAUCUCAGUAAUUCUAGGCCACAAAAGACAGAGAUUUAAGAUGUAUGUUGAACUUUUUGAUAUAAAUUAGUUCUCUGACAGCUUCCUCAUUACCUUUUCUUUUUAUUGAUAGUGGCUGUUGGCAGAAACCAGCACUACUCAGAAUUGCAGCAAUUUGCAAAGAGGUGGUUAUACUAAUUUAGAAGGCAACUUGACCCUUUGAGAAUAGACAGUGCAGUUGUAUUAGUUAGGUCAAGCUGUUGUAACAGAAAGUUUAUUUCUCUAUCGUUUAACUGUUCCAAAGGAAGUGGUCCAGGUAGGCAGGGCAGCUCUGCUCCAUACAGUCAUUCCCUGGGGCACUUGCAUUGUCAGCGUGAUCUAAGCCACAGGACUACCUCCCUGUCUGGAUUUUAGCUGGUGACAAGGGGAAAGAGCAUGUGGAGAAGGGGCAGCCUGAGGUGGGGCAGUUCAUUUCUGCUCUCCUUCAUUGGCGAGAACUUAGUCACAUGGCCACAUCUGACCAGGAAGUACCAUUCAGACUGUUCCCAGGAAGAAGAGGAAAUAGAUUUUGGUACUACAAUAGCAGUCUUUUCCAAAUCUUUAUUUAUUAACAAUAGUAUAGGUUUUAAAUAUCUUCAAGAAGAAAAUUAUAUAUAAUGACAUAUCCUGGGAAUAAGUUAAUACACAUUAACUUGUUUCACAUUACAAAAAUAUAAAAGAAUUAAUUGUUGCCACAAUAUAGGGUUCCUUAUCAGCUCCUCAAGGCAUUUGGCACAGAUUAAAUAAAUACAUAUGCAGAGCCUUCCAUAUUUUGAGAAGGCUGCUAUUUUUCUCUUUCCUUUCCAUUCUUAAUUGUUCUUUAGUAUAUUAGAAAUAUCCUGGAAAUGUGACCUUGAAUGCAAGCCCUAGUUGUCUUCAGAAAGAACAAUAUCUAAAACUUUUUUCCUUUUUAGGAUUUUACAGAUCUCACUUCUUUAGAACACUGCUGAUUUUACUUCUUUCUCUAUUUCUUCUUUUACAUUGUCGUGCUUAGUUUUCUUCAGAAUAGCUUGAUGUGAUUUGCUCUGCUUAAAAUUAGGUGGGUCUUUACUUUUUUUUCUCAUUAAAAAGAGAAGAUGAAGGUAAAGGCAGAAAAUGAGAAGGGAAGAGAAAAUGACUAAAUCCCACUCCACCUCCUAAAAAGGAAAAGAAAUCAUUAAUGGUCACUUACUGAGCUAGAGGCUCUGUAUAAAGGUCAUACUUAGAUUUUAAGGAUGAGGCUUAUGCUCUGAAAUUAAAGUUAAUGAGAGUCAUAAAUGGGUCAGAGCAGCCAACUGUAAAGGUAACCCACUAAAGAGAUUGUUACUAAAGUUGCUGUUGAGGAGAACGGGUCCUCCCAGUCUAGUCAGGGCAGCUGUGCUACACAGCAUCUCCUUGUUGUUGUUAGUUGCCGUCAUGUUGGCUCCAACUCAGGGUGACCCAUGUACAGCAGAAUGGAAUGUUGCCCAGUCCUGUGCCGUCUUCAUGACUGUUGCUUGAGUGUAUUAUUGUUGAGGUCACUGUGUAUUUUGAGUGCCUUCCAGUCUAGGGGGCUCAUCUUCCAGCACUAUGUCGGACAAUAUUCUGUUGUGAUCCGUAGGGUAUUCAUUG